CUUAAAAGAAAAAAUAAUUUGAUUUUCAACCAUUAAAACACACCUUCAAAACUUACUUCAAACCUUUUCCAAAAUCGUUUCCGAAAGGUAAAUUUCAAAAAAAAAAAAGAAAAAAGAGCCAAGUCGAAGGUGGAAAAUAGCUCUCUCCAACAACAACUUUGAUUAUUAUCGCGAAAAAAAUUCACAGAUCCAGAGAAGAAAGAACACAAAGCUUUAUAAUUGAUGGAAAGUUUGUUGAGUGCACGAAUCAAACCAUUACCUACUCAUUGUAGACAAAUUCAUUCCUCAUUUCGUCCUAAGUUGUUCUUGCAAUUUGCUAGAAGAUUGGAUAAAGGGGGAAUGGAGACGGGGAGAUGUGGUAUGUCAUUCAAUCCAAUUGCCGCUUCAGUUCAGCCAAUUGAAGGCCCUACACUUUCCAAAUUCAACAACACAUCACCAUCUAAAGAGGUGUUGGAACUGUGGAGAAGUGCAAAUGCAGUAUGCUUUGAUGUAGAUAGCACAGUUUGUGUAGAUGAAGGCAUUGAUGAAUUAGCAGAUUUUUGCGGAGCUGGAGAGGCGGUUGCAGAAUGGACUGCUAGGGCAAUGGGUGGUUCUGUUCCGUUUGAGGAUGCUUUGGCUGCUAGACUUUCUUUGUUUAACCCUUCUCUUUCCCAAGUUGAGGAAUUUCUUGCUAAGAGACCUCCAAGGCUUUCUCCAGGUAUUGAUGAGUUAGUUAAAAAGCUAAAAGCUAACAGCAUUGAUGUAUAUCUGAUUUCGGGAGGCUUUCGUCAAAUGAUCAAUCCUGUUGCAUCAAUUCUUGGCAUUCCACAUGAGAAUAUUUUUGCCAACCAAUUGCUUUUUGGAAGCAAUGGUGAAUUUAUGGGGUUCGACAAAAAUGAGCCUACUUCAAGGAGUGGGGGAAAAGCAGUUGCGGUACAACAGCUGAGGAAGGCUCGUGGAUACAAGACAUUGGUCAUGACCGGGGACGGUGCAACUGAUCUUGAGGCUCGUAAACCCGGAGGUGCUGACUUGUUUAUAUGUUAUGCUGGUGUUCAACUUCGAGAAAAGGUCGCUUCAAAAGCUGACUGGCUGGUUUUCAAUUUUGUAGAUAUGAUCAGCUCCCUUGACUAACACAUUUUUUUCUUCAGAACUGCACACGUUUUGAUCCUUACAUCCUUUUUUUUUUUUUUUUUUGUUAUUCUUAUCUUGUAUUGCUUGCCUGUUCCUUUAUGGCUGCAGACAUUUGCAUUCAACACAUCUAUUCUAGUCUUUUGGGGGGAAAACCCCCCAUUAUCAAGUUUGUGAAACUCAUACUGAUAAAGUAUAAACAAGGAUUGGAAUUCUGAAGCAUUUUUUCUUCUCAAUACACAAAAUUUACCUUUUCACAGUUGUAAA
Messenger RNA from Cucumis melo (muskmelon), 1374 nucleotides. RefSeq names its product phosphoserine phosphatase, chloroplastic. The coding region runs from base 223 to 1110 and encodes 295 amino acids. Gene Ontology annotation, biological process: dephosphorylation; L-serine biosynthetic process. Gene Ontology annotation, molecular function: L-phosphoserine phosphatase activity; magnesium ion binding. The transcript is spliced from 8 exons. NCBI's taxonomy places the organism in Eukaryota, Viridiplantae, Streptophyta, Magnoliopsida, Cucurbitales, Cucurbitaceae. The record is from RefSeq and is a predicted model, not a curated record. Gene Ontology annotation, cellular component: cytoplasm.